Molecule: messenger RNA, 1056 nt
Organism: Paraglomus occultum
Lineage: Eukaryota; Fungi; Glomeromycota; Glomeromycetes; Paraglomerales; Paraglomeraceae
Source: the annotation of a GenBank genome assembly
AUGAAGUGGCAGUCCUGGCUCUUGAUUCCAAUACUUGGACUGAUCGGAGGAUUGGGAAAAGCAGACACGUACGCUGUUACAGCUCAAAAUCAACGAUGCUUUACGUUAUCCUCUCCACCUACAACAAGACCAACAGCAGCUAUAUCUUGUCAGCACAUUUCAUUUCAUAGACUUUUGCAAUCUCCAAAUAUACAGAGACACUCUUUGCUGCUCGCUUCCGUGCAAUCGAUUGUGGAUCGGCUUUGCAUACCAAAUUCGCCCGCUACUCUUAAAAAUUGUAAAUACGUGGAACACAGUCAUAUAAAAAUAGAAAAUACAUUGGCAUAUUAUGUAAAUAAAAGGCAACGGUCGUCUGGUUAUAAAGUAAUAUUGAGUAAGCGUAGCAGCGAAAGACAAUUAUACACUAGAUCAAAUUUAAAAUAUCACAUGAGUGGACGCAAGGAUAGGCGAAAGAGGAGAGAAAAAAGACUUUUGACAGACCGUUCGAUUAAUGAAGAUAAUACAUUCCAACACCGUACAUUGUCAUUUCGCGCGCGAGCAUUUGAUUCCACCGAACGCGAUGCCAUACCAGGCAGUUCACACUUAUCAUCAGCAUCACCAAAAAUGCGAUUCCUAUUCACAAAAAACCCGUCAUCAUCCUUGGCCGAUCUAAUUAACAUGUGGGCAUCGGUAAUAAUACCAAUAGCCGGGAUAAUUCUCAUAAUUAUAAUAUGCAUAACGGUUAGGUUGUGUUCCGGCGAAAGAAAACACGCUACUCGUACCACGACUUUGAAUCCAACAGUUUCUGGUCCGCUGGCGGAUAAUGUUGGUGUUACAAGUGUACCGGAUACAAGGACUGUGGAAACCUUUGCGAGUUCGGAAAGACUCGCCCCACCUGUGCCCCAGUACGUCUAUGAUAAAUAUGCGGAUUUGCUACCAUCUCGACCAGAGUCUAUAUACUCUGCAGAAACUGUUUCUACGGGACGGCCUAGGAAAACAAGAGGUAACAGGGUAGAUGCAGUGGAUAGGAGAAUGAUUGAUAAUUAUUCGGCUAGUCCAAAUAAUUAUCAAAAAAAU